UCCAGCAGCAACAGCGAACAUGAGUCUGAAGGUUCUGGCUAUCCUUUUAGCCAUAGUCCUCUCUUCUGCUGCUGUUCACGGUUUCCUAAUGUUCCGGGGGAGCCGGUGCCUUUGUAGAAGCUCUAGAGUUGAGUCAGUAAAUCCAGAAAACAUUAAAAAGGUCUCCAUAAUUUUUCCAAGUGGGAGCUGUGACAAAAAAGAAAUAAUUGUCACCCUGAAAAGAGGUAUGGCCCAAAUGUGCUUGAAUCCAGAAUCCAAACAAGGAAAGCUUAUCCUGAAGAGAAUUAUAAAAAAGAAUUCUUAAAAAGGAAGAUCAUAAAGUAGCAUACAGGACUUCAAAACUUCGAUUAAGUCUUUUCAUGACCACUAAACCACUCACUACCCACUCUAAAAAUGAUGGGGCAUUGGAGGAAAUGGCCUUUCUGGUCCUUUCCAGGUCUAGAUCCAUGAUCCUAUAACCCACCCUCUAGUCUAGACAACCUCUUUCCCUGUUUCAGCCUUAUUCAUCUGUGAACUAGCUCAGCGAAAUGUCUCGCCCAAGAACCACCAAGCAGCUCUGCUGUCUAUAGGUGGGGACACAGUGUCUGUGAAAAGCUUUUUUCCUUCUUAUAACUGACUGAAUCUCUUGUUUUGGUUACAGUGUCUCAUGUUACCAUCAGGAAUUAUAUCAGUGACAUCAACAUAUAUUACUAACAACAUUUAUUAUUAGUCAAAAUAUGAUAGAUCCAAAUUCAUAAAUGCUAUAGGAAAUUAUCCGAGUAACGAAUCAUUUCACACACAAAGCAUGGUUAUCUUUUGGAUAAAAAAACCCGCACCUUAUAGUUAGUGAGGGAAGAAUUAGUAUUCCUCAUAGUGUUGUUAUAACAAAGGAUUAGCUUAAGUGCCAUUGUAAGAGGAAAUUAAGAACUAGGGAAAAGGAGAGGAGCUGAGAUGUCCCAACUUAAAGUGGCAGUUCUAAUAGUGACUCAAGGAAACAGGUUCACGUAUUUUUUUCACUGAAAUGUACAUUUUAGUUUUUUUCUACUUUUGGAAAUGAUAAAUUGAACUGCUGUAGACAUGCUUAAAGUGAGAAAUAAUUUUGUAUGCUAAAGAAAUGUACUGGAAAAUAAAUCAG
This is a messenger RNA of Phascolarctos cinereus (koala), 1114 nucleotides long. RefSeq names its product C-X-C motif chemokine ligand 11 (gene CXCL11). Gene Ontology annotation, biological process: defense response; chemotaxis; immune response. Lineage: Eukaryota; Metazoa; Chordata; Mammalia; Diprotodontia; Phascolarctidae. Gene Ontology annotation, cellular component: extracellular region. Gene Ontology annotation, molecular function: chemokine activity. The record is from RefSeq and is a predicted model, not a curated record.